AUGCGCGCAGCACCCCGCACCCUCCGCAUCGCGAUCCUCGAAUGCGACGAACCCAUCGGGCGCACAAAGGAGAAAUACGGCGGCUACGGGAAUCUCUUCAAGGAACUGCUGGAACGCGGCGCGCACGAGGUGAACCGCAAAAGCGAGGAGAAGAAGGAGAAGGAAGAGGAAGCGCCACCGGUAGAACUGGAAAUCACCAAAUACGACGUCGUGCACCACGAAGUCUACCCGGACGUGGCGGCGGUGGAUGCGGUGCUGUUGACGGGCAGUCGGUAUACGGCCUUUGACGACGACGCGUGGAUUCUGAAACUGGUGCGGUUCACGCAGGAGUGUCUGGGGAGCGGGAAUGGGGUGCGGGUGAUUGGGGUGUGUUUUGGACAUCAGAUUGUCGGGCGCGCGCUGGGGGUGAGGGUGGCGCGGGCGCCGGUGGAGGAUGGGUGGGAGGUUGCGGUGACGGAGGUGGGGUUGAGUGAGAAGGGGAGGGAGGUGUUUGGGUUGGAGAGAUUGGUGAGUCGAGACAGAUCAGACGUCCUGCACGUUGGUUUUUGGAGAGGAAGAGGGGAUAUGCUAAAUUUGUGGUGUUUUCUAGGCGAUUCACCAGAUGCAUCGGGAUAUCGUAUGCGAAUACCCCCCGGGGGUGGAAGCGUUGGGGUCUUCGGAUCGGUGUCGCGUUCAGGGCAUGUAUGCGCCGAAGAGAUUGAUCACGGUACAAGGGCAUCCGGAGUUCAACGGGGACAUUGUUACUGAAUUGUUGGAGAAUCGACAUGCGAGGGGGAUUUUCGAUGAUGGGAUGUUUGAGGAUGGGAUGAGCAGGGUCAGGAAGCAUCAUGAUGGGGUCGCGGUUAGUGUGGCUUUCUUGAGAUUUUUGUUGGAAUGA
Lecanosticta acicola is the source of this 877-nucleotide messenger RNA. The record is from the annotation of a GenBank genome assembly. Lineage: Eukaryota; Fungi; Ascomycota; Dothideomycetes; Mycosphaerellales; Mycosphaerellaceae.